Molecule: messenger RNA, 2600 nt
Organism: Rhopilema esculentum
Lineage: Eukaryota; Metazoa; Cnidaria; Scyphozoa; Rhizostomeae; Rhizostomatidae
Source: RefSeq, a predicted model, not a curated record
GAUAGCAUGAGUAUGAAAACCAAAAACCUUGGACAAAAAAGCGAAUAAGUUAAGGAAAUAAAAAUUCGUCUCCCCGCCCGUUUAUAUUUUCUGAACCUUUAUUAUUUCGGAAGUUUUUUCCGUUCUCUUUUUAAGAAUUUCAAAAAUAUUUCCAACCUGCAAAGGAAGGCAAACCAAAUUUGUCGGCUUUUUCUCCAUUGCCCCUCCGGGCCUCUUUCUCAGUUUCCGGUGACAAAUCCUCGACAUCAGAGUUGUAUUGAAUCCGCAUAAAGAUUACUUGCCAUGAACAGUUUUUCUCCUAUUUUACCUCAAACCCAAAGCAGAUGAAAAGUAAAUUGGAAGCAAAUUUUUUGUCAUGGCUCAAAAUUAAGGAUCCUUGGGAAGGUAGAUUUAGUUUGCGCUUGUAUAGAAAAGUGUUUACAUUCUAGUGGACAAUAGAAGCCGAGGGGCCACUAGUUUAAGAGGUCAAUUGAUAGAAAACAGUACUUAAGUAGGUCUUUGAAUGAAGCGUUUUCAUUGCAAAUAAAUCACUAAAGAAAUUAAUAGAAUUCCAGCAGACAAUUUGAUUGUAUUGAAAAGACUCCAGACAUUCACAGAAACUAGCACAAGAUCAGUGGCAAACAAAGAUUUUCUAUUUUUAGAAAUACUGUGUUUUUGGUGCGUUGGACAGGGUGGAUAGAAUUUAGAAAUUAGGGGUAUUUCCAUCGAACGGUUAUAGUUUUUUAACUGAGUAUCUAGAAUGAAAACUUCAGAAAGAAUUUCUCAACAUAAAGCAAUUUUUAAUUGGUUUAUUAUUUACUUAGUAGUUUUACAGUGUUCUCCUUAUCAUUACGAUACAUUAGAUGCCUACCCUCCUGCGUCAAAGCAAAGCCUCCAACAACAGGAAGAAAUGAUGCUGUGCAAAAGAAUUCAAUUCAAAGGGUCAGGUCAAAGUUAUGGAGUUAUCAGCAGAAGCCCAAUUUUCGCAUCUUGAAGAUACAAGAUUGAAACCAUGGUCGAUGUAAUCAAAAUCGAAGGAGUAACAGUGGCCUAUCUUUCUGUCUCUUACUUCAUCGCUGUGCUGGCAGUUAUCCUUAAUAUCAUAGAAAUCUAUCUUAUCUUGAAGAAGCGUCACCAUGCAACCAAUUUUGAGGUCGUACUUUUCAAUCUCGCUGUGGCUGAUCUGUUAACUGGAGUUGGGUUUUUCAUUGUAACAUCCAUCUCAACAUACAUGUAUGUGGGACAAAUCCUCAGCAACAGAUUACUUGCACCGUCUUUUGCCAUUAUGGCACUCUCUAUCUCAUCAUCCAUCUUCUUUGUGAUAUUUAUUGGCAUUGAAAGGCUGAUCGCGAUUAAACUGCCAAUACGGCAUCGAAUGUGGCAUGCAAAAAGAAGUACCAUUUUCAAAUGGGCGGCACUUGCUUGGGUGUUUACAGUUAUCAUGACAGCAGUGUCGCUAACUGCCGACCAGAUGAUCCAGAAAGACAAGCAGGGCUUCUUUAUCUCCGUUGGCUCGCGGAACCUCGCCUUGUUCAUUGCAAGCUACAUGACACUUGGAAGCAUAAUAGUUUUGGUAAUCUACUGUUGGAUAACGUAUCUUGUGUUAAAAAGACGUUCGAAAUUCCUUGCAUUUGACAAAACCGACCUUGAAAGAGACAAAAAUAUGGUCGUUGCCUUGCAAAAAGAGAAGGCAACUAUCAUUGUUUGUGCUUUGGUUGUCGCUACAUUUCUUGCAUGCAACGUUCCAAUUAUCGUUGGCUUUUACAAGAAUGAGCUCAAUGCAGUAGAAGCUAACCUAGUCAACUUUAGCUCGGUUGUCAACCCUCUUGUGUACUUCUUUAAAGGUUACAUCGAAGAUUAUUUCAGCAAGGCAAAACUGGAGAUAACCUCUCAACCAAAGAAAACAGCAAAUGUGGAAAAGAUCACAUCCUUCUCUAAUGUUGGUUGUGAUGACGCCAAGAGGCAGAAUAUCAGUGAAACAUAGAAAAUACAAAUAUCUUUUUUUGAUAAACAUCAUAUAUUUUGGGCGUUCAUUUAGAUAGCGAUUAACUUGUUGUCCUGACAAAUUUGUUAAUUUAUUUUUAGUUAACACUGAAUUACUACACUACCAAGGAUUAUAUUCACCUACGAAAUUUUAGCAGUUAUUCAUCGCAAUAUUUUUAUUCUUCUCCUAUUGCGCAAUACUCCAUUAAAACUGUUUACAAGGGCAUGACCAAAACUAAAUUCCAACAAGCAUUUUCCGGCAGAAAGAGUUUCUUUUUGCUUGCAGUCUUCCAAAACCAACGCAUAUGGUGGUAAUUUAUUGCCAAACACUCUUCUAUCUGUCAUGCAGGUUUAAUUCCCUAGUUUGCGUUAAACGUUUUAAUUAGAAAUUCCCAGAAGCUGUCUAAAGUACCACAGGUGCAGAAGCAGAUAACAGCUCCGCCUAAAUAAAAUUAAUAGGAAUGGUAAAGGGCAAAAUCUGUUAUCGAAAAAAUAGUAGUGCCAAGUCCCCCUUUAUACUGCCGAAAACUUACCAAAUUCUACUUUCCUCAGUUGUUCCUGGGAAAAAUUCUGCGACAGCCCUUUUGUUCUAUUUACAGUACCAUACUCUGGAUCAAAGUACAUUGUAGGGGAAUUGU